This is a messenger RNA of Hibiscus syriacus, 800 nucleotides long. Its product is annotated as thylakoid lumenal 16.5 kDa protein, chloroplastic-like. The transcript has 5 exons. The coding region runs from base 23 to 715 and encodes 230 amino acids. The record is from RefSeq and is a predicted model, not a curated record. Gene Ontology annotation, biological process: photosystem II repair. Lineage: Eukaryota; Viridiplantae; Streptophyta; Magnoliopsida; Malvales; Malvaceae.
CACCAAAUUUUCCAGGAAAAAAAUGGCAACUUCAUUUCUUUCAACUGCUAAUUCCUUCUUCCUCUCAUCUCUUCCCCCUUCAACAUAUUCAUCAUCAUUAUCAUCAUCAUUAGGGCCUGCAUUAGUUCAUCUCAACAAUCAAAAUGUCCAAAGAAGUACUCUUUGCAAAGCAGUCAAUGAAUCUCCACUCCCCACUCCAGCUUUAACUAAAAGAAGCUUCUCCCUUUGCUUCAUCACCGGCUUGGUGUUGGCUGCCGGUAAUGGUUGCUCCAAUGCCAUUGCAGCAAUUCUAGAGGCCGAUGAUGAUGUAGAGCUUUUGGAGAAAGUCAAGAAGGAUAGAAAGAAUAGGCUUGAAAAACAAGGAGUAAUCAGUUCAUCAGGCAAAGAGAAAGGGUAUUUGCAGGAUCUUGUCUAUAAGUUGAGCCAAAUUGGACAAGCCAUUGACAACAAUGAUCUAUCUGCAGCUAGUUCAGUUCUUGGGGGAAGCACUGAUACAGAGUGGGUCAAGAAUGCCAAUCUAGCCUUCAACAAGCUGAGCUCUAGUACUGGAGAGAAGACGCAGGUGGAGACGUUCAAUUCUUCUUUAGCUUCAUUGAUAUCAUCAGUUACAAAAAAUGAUGUUGAAUCAUCCAAAGUAGCAUUUGUGGAAUCUGCAGCUGCAUUUGAGAAAUGGACAACCUUGACAGGACUUACUGGACAACUUAAAGGACUGUGAAGAGUUGUAAUAACUUUACUCAAUAUAUUUGAGCUUCGGUUGUUUUUUUGUAAGAUUUCUCAAUCUCAAUAAGCAACACAAAUUU